GGUACGAGAGGCCGAAAAAUUAUUUUUCUGGCGCUGAUCACUUAUAUAAUGAUAAUUUGAGGAUGGAGAGUGAGCAGAGCGUGGCUGUGCAGCCGCCGCUGAGCAGCGGGCCGGGCCGGCCGUCGCCUGAUCAGCUCAGCUCCGACCUCGAGCUGGACGAGGUCCAGGCCGAGGCCAACCACAGCUCGGAGGAGGAGCUCGAGGGCUUCAACUGCCGCGAGCGCGAGAAACGCAAGUGGUCACAGGUGAAGCGAACGUCACGUGACUCGAGCUGCAGCUCGGACGAGGAGAUGGCGGGCCCACGGGGCCCCGCCUCGCCGGCGCCCGUGCAGUUCCGCUCGUCACCCCCGGCUGGCGCACAUCGACCCGGCCGCGCCAGCACGCCGCCGCGUAGCGUGGCGCGCGCCGCCGACGUGGACUCGCCCGCCAGGGGGAGGAAGCGGCACCGCGGCCUGCCGCCACUCGGCAUGCAGCGGCCCUGUCUCGACUUCGAGAAAAUGCAACAGGAGGGGAUCCGAUCUGUCACCACCUGGCGGCCGUCAGCGGAACUUUCCCUGUUCUGCUGGUAGCCCAGCGGCCAGCGCACCUGAAACAGCGCCCCGCCAGCACAGACAUCUGGCGGGGACGAACAAAACCACUACUGUACCUAACUACCGCCGCGCGUCGCGUGCGGUCGGACGAACGAACGGUUGGCGUGCGUGGACUGGAAUCGGUCAGGGAUGCGUGGUCUUAUUUGAACCGGUGAUGGCGUGGCUUGAGACGAUUGAUUCCACCUCGGUUCUGUGCUCGCUUUUUGCCAAGUGUAUAGACGCCCGUCACGUACGGCGGGCCCUAGUUUUUGUACCUCACCGUGAAGACCAGUGGGCCGGCGCGCCCGGUAGCAUUCGCUCGUAUUGUGCUCUUCUCCGCCCCUCUUGGCGUGCCGGGGGAGGCGGCCCGCGGCCGCCCCUCCGCCCCGCCCGCCGCUCGCCCGGCCGCGGGCGGCGGCGGCCAGACGGGCUGCCUCCGUUCCUCCUGAUUUCUGUGAUCUGCCGCCAGGGUGGGCCCGUAUGUUGUGUUGUCGCCUGCGGCCGGCGGUCGCCUUUUCGACCGCGUCGGUGACCUGUGGCGGUUCCGCCGCCGCGGCAGGCGGACGGCUCGUCGAGUGUUUUGCCGAAGCUCGGUUCUAGUUGUGCUUCGCUCUCGGAACUGAGGACGCCGAUUCGCAUGCGUGUAGGGCAUACGCUUUUCGACAAGAAAGCCGUUUUUGAAUGCGGAAAUACACGUUAGCAAGCACG
This is a messenger RNA of Pollicipes pollicipes, 1277 nucleotides long. RefSeq lists its product as uncharacterized. Bases 63 to 569 code for a protein of 168 amino acids. The record is from RefSeq and is a predicted model, not a curated record. NCBI's taxonomy places the organism in Eukaryota, Metazoa, Arthropoda, Thecostraca, Pollicipedomorpha, Pollicipedidae. The transcript has 4 exons.